GCUCAAGAUCAAUAUCUUGCUUGUUUUGUUCACAUUUCUAUUGCAGACAGAACGGAAAUACGAUUACUCACAGAAUGAGUAGAGUGACACGGUUCCGCGUCCGGCUUCUAUCGAGUUCUCCUUACUUUUUUUGAACAAGCCUUUGGGCAACCUGAUGAAAAAUCUGAAGAUCUUAAAUGCUUCAAGAAUCACCAAUCAAGAAAGACAAGAAUAGCAUGUCGUUAUCUAAAUGUCGCAAUUCUGAUGCAUGAACCUGUCUCAUCUUGGAUAUUCAAUUUGAUGAGAGUGUGUUUAGAUCACCUUCAUGCUUUCAGAUCAGUAAACGAAAUUGCGAAUCAUGAUGAACUAAGUUCUGCAUUACCAGCAAAUACUCCGAAGACUGUUGUCGUGCUGUUGAAGGGAUAGAGGAAAAGCUACUUCAUCAGGCAAGACAAUAUUAUCGUGAUCAUCAUAUUUUCCUGGCUAAUGACGAUGCCCUGAUUUACUGACAACAAUAACAGGCACAGAGUUGCAAGUGCUACGUUGUGCUUUCCUUUUGGUUACGGCAACGUCCGUGGUCUAUUUGAUUUUGCAUUUCAUUUGAAGCAAGAUUGUCUCGAAUUUGAUAAGGCGACUGGUUUUCGUUGCAACUACCACCGAAUUAUCAUUUUGGGCGACAUUUUCCACCACUGACUUUUGCAAAGACGUUUAGAAGGCAUUUCCUACUUUAUUUUAUUCUCAAUCUCGACGUUGUUCGUUGUAGCAACAGCAAGUUAUAGUUUCAAUAAUUACUAAAGAAAAUGGCGCAGUUCGGAUUGCGUCCGAACAUUAUCCUCCUGAGGGAUGGAACAGAUUCGUCGCAGGGAAAGCCGCAGAUUAUUAGUAACAUCAACGCAUGUUGCUCUGUUGUCGACAUAGUUAAGUCGACGUUAGGUCCCCGCGGAAUGGAUAAACUUAUGACUGACGCGGGAGGCGAGACCCUUGUUACGAACGACGGUGCGACGGUUAUGAAGCGACUGAACGUUUGCCACCCAGCGGUACUAUUCCUUUUUUUGUUGAUUUGAGCGCAAGAAGAACGACGAAAAAGAUAAACACGACAUGCAUCGUGAAUUUACAAGGAACAACAUCAGUGAAAGUGAAUAAAGAUGUUACUUAAAUUUUUGAGAAACUACAUCUUGAAAUCGCCCUGAACUUCUAAGAGCAAAAAUUACAGGCGAAGAUCCUUGUGGAUAUUGCAAAGUCGCAGGAUUACGAGGUGGGAGACGGCACGACAUCAGUUGUCGUUCUUUGUGGUACUUUUUAGAGCUUGUGGACUUGUUUUCUCGACAAGGAUCUUCAUCAUUGAAUUAGGAAGCUAACAUUUAUUUUUUUCGAUAGUGUUUUAAUCGAAAAAUUCGAUUUUUAUCAAAAAAUUUGAUGUUGCUCUUGAGUUGUCCAUGGACCUACCGAGUUGAAUAGCCAUCCUCCGCAAUUGUACCAGGUGAGUUCCUUCGGGAAGCGAAGAAUUUCUUGGAGGACGGCGUUGUGCCGCAGACAAUUAUCAAGGGUUUCCGAAAAGCAUGUGAGCUUGCUAUCCAAAAGCUAAAGGAUUUAAGCAUCGACCUCUCAAACAAGAGCCAAGAGGAGAAAACGCAGAUGCUCCGAAAGUGUGGUAAGACUGUUUAUCGUUUGGCACUAAUCUUGCCAAGUCGUGCGUAUUGAGAGGUACGCUACCUAGUCGAUCCUUGUCGCUCCUACUCAUGAUCGGCAAUCAACCAAGUAAACCACGAUCAAUAAAUAAAUCCCCUCAGCUUGCAUCAGUCUCUUCAAUCUUCAAGUGUCACUUUGACCUUGACCUUGACGAUCUUACUGCUAUACAUAUAUUUCCUCACUGUCAAACUCAAAUUUCUUCAGCCGAAACGACGUUGAAUUCGAAGCUUGUGGCGGAUUACAAGGAGUUUUUUUCCGAAAUUGUUGUGAGGGCUAUCGGCAUUAUCGGUGCUGACUUGGAUUACAGCGGUAUUGGUAUCAAGAAGGUCACAGGUGGUUCCGUCAGGGAUUCAAUGCUGAUUAAUGGUGUGGCUUUCAAGAAGACCUUCUCCUACGCAGGGUUUGAGCAACAGCCGAAAUCAUUUGUCAACCCAAAGAUUUUGCUUUUGAACUUGGAGCUAGAGCUGAAAUCCGAAAAGGACAAUGCAGAAAUUCGUAUCUCGGAUCCGUCCAAAUUUCAGUCAAUUGUCGAUGCGGAAUGGAGUACUGCAAUUUCUAUUUUGGAUCCGGCGUUACUUAGAGUCUACUUGUGGUCUCACUCACUACAAUAGUACCUUCAAGUUGCGCUACGAAUUCAGGAUAUCAACAUCAUGACGUCGACCUUUUCCGCUCCUCUUACGCUAUUCUCGUAAUCAUUUCCCAGUCACCUUCUAGUCAUCCCUUACCCAACAACAACUCUCCUUCUACAGAUAUCAUCUACGAAAAGCUUGACAACAUCGUCAAGAGUGGCGCAAAUGUAGUGCUGUCAAAAUUGGCUAUUGGUGAUCUCGCUACGCAGUAUUUUGCUGAUCGUGGCAUUUUCUGCGCUGGUCGCGUUGAGCAUGGUGAUUUGGACCGAACAAGGAAAGCAACAGGUAUACUGGAAUACACUUCGCGCAUGGAAUGACAAUGAGCUUGAUUUUCUCCUUUAUCAGCACAAGAACUACUUGAUGUUCAUGUGCAACGUGAAGCUAUGGAAGUGUACAGAAUCCUGUCAUGUUGACAACUCUUUUUGUUGAAGUAUAUACAGAUUCAGAUCGUCCUGAAACUUACUGAAAUAUCUCGUCGUAAAGGUGCACAAGUCCAGACAACAGUGACCGCCGGACUUGAAGCUGGGGUUCUGGGCACAUGCGCCAAAUUCGAGGAAGUGCAAAUUGGCGCCGAGAGGUAUGCAGCUUUUAGAAGUUAUUCUUACGAUUAUUAUAGGAGUGGGGACGACUCAACAGUGGUGUUUAGAUUGUUUCAUUAGCAUGAAACCUCAUAAUGUGAAUGAUGCAUAAAUUUCAAUUAAUCUUCUUCCAACAUUUUUUUCUCUUCGUUCAGGUGGAACCUUUUCAAGGACUGCGAAAACACGAAGUCGGCGACACUGAUUAUUCGUGGUGGUGCGCAACAAUUUAUCGACGAAGCGGAGCGCUCAAUUCAUGACUCGUUCAUGAUCGUCAAGAGCGCAACGAAGAACACAGCGGUACUUGCUUCCUCACUUCUUACAGAGAAAAAUGGAGCUUCUUCAAGAAUAAGAAUGUUCGAAAGCUGAAAUUUGAUGCUUCCUUAGUAUGCUGUUCUGGUUCUCUGGUUUGAAAAAUUCUGCAUCUUCACUGGCUUCUAUCUAGAAGUAUCCAAUUUCGAUUUACCUCAUCUUGCAGAUUGUUGGUGGCGGUGGUGCCAUUGAAAUGGAGAUCUCACGUUACCUGCGAGAAUUCGCACGCACCGUCCCGGGGAAGCAGCAGCGCGUGAUCGAGUACUACGCGCGCGCGUUGGAGGUGAUCCCGCGCACGCUUGUGCAGAACAGCGGGGGCGACGCAACGGAUGUGAUGAACUUGCUGCGCAAGAAGCAUAGUUCCGCAUCCGGCGAAGGCGGCGAGACCUCGCGCUGGUUCGGUGUUGACUGCAUCGAGAACGGUGUCAAGGACACAAUGACUAGCUUCAUCUGGGAGCCGACCACAGUGAAGGAGAACGCCCUGAGCGCUGCGACCGAAGCUUGCUGUCUCAUCCUUUCGAUCGAUGAAACAAUCAAAAACCCGCAGUCCGAGAAGCCCCCACCGAUGAAGGGAAAGGGAAAGGGAGGCGGCUUCACCAACCAAAUGGCUGGCAUGGCCCGCGGCGGAAAGGGACGUGGUUUUAAGCAGCUGCGAAACACCAUGGCGUAA
This is a messenger RNA of Amoebophrya sp. A25, 3854 nucleotides long. NCBI's taxonomy places the organism in Eukaryota, Dinophyceae, Syndiniales, Amoebophryaceae. The record is from the annotation of a GenBank genome assembly.